Bathycoccus prasinos is the source of this 1794-nucleotide messenger RNA. RefSeq names its product XY1. Gene Ontology annotation, cellular component: nucleus. The transcript has a single exon. The record is from RefSeq and is a predicted model, not a curated record. NCBI's taxonomy places the organism in Eukaryota, Viridiplantae, Chlorophyta, Mamiellophyceae, Mamiellales, Bathycoccaceae. Gene Ontology annotation, molecular function: histone binding. Gene Ontology annotation, biological process: regulation of gene expression. The coding region runs from base 1 to 1794 and encodes 597 amino acids.
AUGUACGUUCCCACGGACGAAUCCUACCAGCGAUGGAAAACGUUAGUCCCGUUCGUGUACGACUGGUUCAAUAACUUCAACGUCCCGUGGCCGUCGUUAGCCGUUCGAUGGGGAUCAGUCCUGGAAGAUAAACAGUACAAGUUUUCGCAGAGAGUGUACAUCACGGAACAAACCGGAGCGCACCCAGGCGCGGACGCGAAUACGAUUUUAAGCUACAACGUGGACGUGACGAAACCGAGAGUGGCGGCGGCGGAACACAUGCUGUUUGACGACGGCACGGACGGCGGCGGGUUCGCUUCGGCUGGUGCGAACGGUAUAGCGAACGGAGGAGAGAACGCGGGAGGCGGCGGGCCGAGAGUGUCGAACAUUAACCUCGGGUUCUUUAAGAAAGUGCACGCGAUUAUACAUCCCGGGGAAGUGAAUAACAUGCGCUCGUUUGGGAGUUUGAAUCCGGACGUGUUGGUGACGCACACGGAUUCGGAGGAGUUGUACGUGUGGGACGUGAAAAGACAGCCGGGGAGGUCGUUUAAAGAGUGUCGCGUGAGGAACGACGAUCCGAACUAUAAACCGAGCACGCCGGAUUUGAUUUUAAGCGGUCACACUGAGUUUGCCGAGUUUGCGUUGGACUGUCACGCGAAGGAGUACAAAGUGGCGAGUGGCGGGAGAGAUACGAACGUUUUGGUUUGGCAUUUGCCGGAUUUUAGCGCCAACGCGGCGGUGGAUAGUAGUAAUAGAAAUGGGAAAGUGACGACGAAUGAGAGCGGCGUAGAAGGUGUUCGACUUAACGCGCAAUACACAUUCAAAGGGCACACGGAUACGGUGGAAGACGUGGCGUUUCAUCCGACGGAUUCGAACAUUUUGUGUUCGGUAUCGGACGACACUAGGUUAUUGUUUUGGGACUCGCGGUGCGAUCACGGGAAACCGGUGAACGCGGUGAAAGCGAGCGAAGUCGACGUCCACGUGGUCGAUUGGAACGCGCUGAAUACGAAUUUAAUCGUGACUGGUGGUAAAGAUAAGAUUGUAAAAGUUUGGGAUUGGAGAAAGAUUGGGGAAUUUUCCUCGCCGAGGAAAGGCGGCAAAAAACAACAAGAAGGAGAAACCGCGUCGGAAAAAGAUAUGGUGAUUAUGAGUCACUCGCACGAAGGCGAAAUUCUUCGCGCGAGUUGGUCGCCGCACGAUGAAAAUGUCUUUGCGUCUGCCUCGGACGACGGGUGUUUGAACGUGUGGGACUUAUCUCGGAAGAAAGGAACGAAUAGUAGCGACGAAGAAGCAACCACGACGGCAAACGACAACGACAAACCUAAUACUGACGGCGCCACCGCUGGUGCCGAAAACGACAGCGGCGAAGGUGAUGAUGGAAAUACGAACAAACCGAAGAAGUCUCGUUUCGGCGAAGCUCCGCCGGAUGAACUUCUCUUCACGCACUCGGGGCACAGGAACCCUAUCACGGAUUUUCAGUGGAACCCUCACGAUCCGUGGACGGUAGUGAGCUCGGGAUCGGGCGCAAAUGUCGCGUCCACGUGCCAAUUUUGGCGCAUAUCCGAUCUCAUAACGCGUCCGAAAGAGGAAGUGAUGCAGGAACUGGAGAAACAUUCUGCGUAUAUAUGCGGGCGAGCGGCGAAACCGGCGGAAAGCGGCGACGAUACGGAGGAUACGGGCGACGACACUUCCGACGCCGGCGACGACCCGAAUACGAAAGAGGAGGACUUUGUGAAAAGAGAGGAAGAGAACAUGACGCGAAACCCGUCGUACGAAACCGCGCAGGAAGAGGCAUUUGAAGCGAUGGAUUUGUAG